Molecule: messenger RNA, 681 nt
Organism: Lycium ferocissimum
Lineage: Eukaryota; Viridiplantae; Streptophyta; Magnoliopsida; Solanales; Solanaceae
Exons: 4
Coding region: 1-681 (226 amino acids)
Source: RefSeq, a predicted model, not a curated record
AUGGGCAAUUUGGCUCGGUUGAUUGCUUUGAAGCGUCCUUUAGCCAUGAAGGUUCAGACUCUGGCUAACAGUCUUGUGCAGCUUGAUAUUUCAGAUCCGAGUAGAGUUUUGUCUUGUGUUGAGGUGAGAUCAUCGCUUCUGGAUCAGAUUAAGGCAAAACAGUUCGAGGAUGCUAAGUUGUGCAAGAUUCGUGAUAAAGUUUUGAGUGGUGAGGCCAAGGAGGCCAUGAUUGAUAGUGAGGGAGUCUUGAGGAUCAAGGGACUUGUUUGCAUUCCACGUGUUGAUGAUUUGAUUAGGACAAUCUUAGAGGAGUCCCACAAUUUUGUUGCUAAGUGUCGAAAUUGUCAGCAAGUCAAGUAUGAGCACCGGCGACCUGGUGGUGUGCUUCAGAAGAUCCCUAUUCCCGAGUGGAAAUGGGAGAGGAUUCCUAUGGAUUUCGUUGUUGGUCUUCUGAAGACCCUGGAGAAGUUGGUCGAGAUCUAUAUCUGUGAGCUUGUUUGUUUGCAUGCGAAUUUGUCUUAUGAGGAGGAGCCGAUAGCCAUCUUGGAUAGAGAGGUUCGAAAGUUGAGACCGAAGAAAAUAGCUUUAGUGAAAGCUCAGUGGAAGCAUCGCUCAGUCGAGGAUGCUACUUGGGAGACCCAGUCUGAUAUGCGUAGUAGAUAUCCCCAGCUUUUCACCUAG